Rosa chinensis is the source of this 990-nucleotide messenger RNA. RefSeq lists its product as uncharacterized. Bases 16 to 990 code for a protein of 324 amino acids. The transcript has 9 exons. Gene Ontology annotation, biological process: nuclear-transcribed mRNA catabolic process, deadenylation-dependent decay. Gene Ontology annotation, molecular function: molecular adaptor activity. Lineage: Eukaryota; Viridiplantae; Streptophyta; Magnoliopsida; Rosales; Rosaceae. The record is from RefSeq and is a predicted model, not a curated record. Gene Ontology annotation, cellular component: CCR4-NOT core complex; P-body.
UUAUUUUGUCGUUUAAUGGUGUUUUAUUGGUUUCAGGCGGUAGCAACAAUUGACGGGGAAAUAGGUCCGCAGCUUUCAGUAAGAAGAAAGAGAGAAGGUGUUGGUGCAACCUAUUUUGAUGCAAACAUGUAUCCACAAGGUUCUAUGGGUGUUGUGCCAGAAGCUCUCCGCCCUAAACCUGGUCAUUUGUCCCUUUCUCAGCAACGAGUUUAUGAGGAUUUUGUUCGGCUUCCCUGGCAAAACCAAUCUAUUCAAAGUUCGCACGUUCUGCCAGUUGCUACCACAGCUUCAUCUGGUAGUACUGGUCUCACUAGCACAUAUGGUUCAGCAUCCGGACAACUUAACACGGACUACUCACCAGGACCUGGAAGCAAAUUUGAAGCUGUUUCUCGUCCAUUAGAUGAAGCGAUGGAAUCCAAUUCUGCCCUCCAUCUUAGUAUUAUGUGUAAGAGUGCUUCAUCUAUUCAUGUUGGGGCGGCUGAUGGUGUUUCCCAGCAUAGUUCUGAAAAUGAUUCUGUUGUUGCCUCAUUUCCUUCUGCUGCUUCUGCCCCUGAGCUGCACUCUGUAGAGUCAUCUGAUGCUGUAAAGGAAUCUGGAGUGUCCUCACAGCCACCACCUUCACCUGCUGUAACUGAACGUCUUGGAAGUCUCUCAGAACCUUCCCUCACCACAGGGGCUGCAUUGGAAAAAUACCAGAUUGUUGCACAGAAGUUGGAAGCUCUGGUGACUAACGAUGCUAGAGAAUCAGAAAUCCAGGGAGUCAUUGGUGAAGUGCCUGAUAUUAUACUCAGAUGUGUUAGUCGAGAUGAGGCCGCCUUGGCUGUGGCUCAAAAGGUUUUCAAGGGUUUGUACGAGAAUGCAACAAACCAGAUUCAUGUUGGCGCACAUCUAGCAAUGCUGACUGCGAUUCGUGAUGUUUGCAAGCUUGUCUUUACGCAGCUCACUAGUUGGGUGAUUUAUUCUGCUGCCUCCGUUUUGGUCCCUUUUUAG